Molecule: messenger RNA, 4566 nt
Organism: Alligator sinensis (Chinese alligator)
Lineage: Eukaryota; Metazoa; Chordata; Crocodylia; Alligatoridae
Gene: EBF1
Product: early B cell factor 1
Exons: 13
Coding region: 55-1422 (455 amino acids)
Biological process (GO): regulation of transcription by RNA polymerase II
Molecular function (GO): RNA polymerase II cis-regulatory region sequence-specific DNA binding; DNA-binding transcription factor activity, RNA polymerase II-specific
Source: RefSeq, a predicted model, not a curated record
AAUGUAUUUUGUUUCUAGGCAAUAGUAUAUGAAGGCCAAGACAAGAACCCAGAAAUGUGCAGAGUUCUGCUCACGCAUGAAAUAAUGUGCAGCCGCUGUUGUGACAAGAAAAGCUGUGGCAACAGAAAUGAGACUCCAUCAGAUCCAGUGAUAAUUGACAGGUUCUUCUUGAAAUUUUUCCUCAAAUGUAACCAGAAUUGCCUAAAAAAUGCAGGAAACCCUCGGGACAUGCGGAGAUUUCAGGUCGUGGUGUCUACAACAGUCAACGUUGACGGCCAUGUGUUGGCAGUGUCGGACAACAUGUUUGUACACAACAACUCCAAGCACGGGCGCCGGGCUAGAAGGCUUGAUCCCUCGGAAGGUACGCCUUCUUAUCUGGAACAUGCAGCUACACCAUGUAUCAAAGCCAUCAGUCCAAGUGAAGGAUGGACUACAGGAGGUGCCACUGUCAUCAUCAUAGGAGACAAUUUCUUUGAUGGGUUACAGGUCAUAUUCGGCACCAUGCUGGUUUGGAGUGAGCUGAUUACUCCUCAUGCAAUCCGAGUUCAGACGCCUCCCCGACACAUCCCUGGUGUGGUAGAAGUCACAUUGUCCUACAAAUCGAAGCAGUUCUGCAAGGGAACGCCUGGGAGGUUCAUUUACACCGCUCUGAACGAACCCACCAUUGACUACGGCUUCCAGAGGUUACAGAAGGUUAUUCCACGACACCCCGGUGAUCCCGAGCGCUUGCCAAAGGAAGUAAUAUUGAAGAGAGCGGCUGAUUUGGUAGAAGCUCUCUAUGGUAUGCCACAUAAUAACCAGGAAAUAAUCCUGAAAAGAGCAGCAGAUAUUGCAGAAGCACUGUACAGUGUUCCCCGCAAUCACAACCAGCUCCCAGCACUUGCUAACACGUCCGUCCAUGCAGGGAUGAUGGGAGUGAAUUCCUUCAGUGGUCAGCUAGCCGUCAACGUCUCCGAAGCCUCGCAGGCCACCAGUCAGGGUUUUACUCGCAACUCGAGCAGCGUGUCACCGCACGGGUACGUGCCAAGCACCACCCCUCAGCAGACAAACUACAACUCGGUCACCACGAGCAUGAAUGGCUACGGGAAUGCCGGAAUGUCAAAUUUAGGCGGUUCUCCAACCUUCCUGAAUGGGUCUGCUGCCAACUCUCCCUACGCCAUUGUGCCGUCCAGUCCAACCAUGGCUUCCUCCACUAGCCUCCCCUCCAACUGUAGCAGUUCCUCUGGGAUCUUCUCCUUCUCACCAGCCAACAUGGUCUCAGCGGUGAAACAGAAGAGCGCUUUCGCCCCUGUCGUGAGACCACAAACUUCCCCUCCUCCCACCUGCACCAGCACCAAUGGGAAUAGCCUGCAAGACCAGUCUUUUGUGGACUCUAGCAAGUACUCCAAUGCAGGGUCUCUCCAGGGGCUGGCCUUCUCCUGAACUAUAUCUGGCAUGAUUGUUCCUCCCAUGUGAAAGAAUUGCCUUGAAGAAUUUUAUUAAUGAAGAGGUUGGAUUCUGCUUCAGAGAGAAAUCUGAUACAAGUCCCCGAGUGGAACUUUUUACUCAGGCCUUUUUAAAAAAAAAAAAAGAAAAGAAAGAGGAAUCUUACAAUAACUGCAGAUUUUUAAACAAAACAAAACAAAAAUCACCAUCCUUGCAAACCCUGAAAUUAGUAAAGAAUCUGCAAUUGCAAGGUGUUGAUUCCAGUUGUCCAUCCCAAGUACUUGGGAGAGCUAUUUAUUCUGUGUUGAUGGAAACAAAAAUCCACUUUUUGGUUUUGUUUUUUGUUUUUCAAGCUUGAUUUAAGUCAACAGCCAUUUGUCUUUUAUAAAUCACACCAUUACAAAGGGCCACUAGAGAUGAAACUCCAGGUUUUUAAUUUAUGACUUUUUUUGUUUUCAAGCUGUGGAAAGGGGAAACGAAGUGGUAACAUUUACAACAACUCUGUAUGGGACAGCAUAGAAGUGCCAGUUAGUUUUCUUAGAGGAGUAAUGGCUAUUUAACGAGGGGUCGGCUCGUACCGGUGGCUCAUCCAGGGGCGGCUUGCUAACGGGAUACAUUUUUCACUCUGAGAUACCGUUCGCCAGGUAUCCGGUCAGGUGGGGCAAGGGGGAAAAAUUGUAAUCUCUGUCUUUCAUAUUGUAAAUAAUGUGACAAGCAACGUUGGGGAAAGCCUAGCCAAGGACGUGAAUAGCAAAAGCAAUCCCCUUCAGACCCUGAAACCCAGUGCCUCUGGAUAUAAUGCUAAAGCUGCAGAAUUAAACACGCAUGCUCUCCAUUUAGCUUAUAUCAGGAUCUGUCCAAAUGAGCGGCCUCCUUUGAGUUUAGCGUAACCUGAACUGCGCAUCCCGAUCCCGCCUCAUCUUUGCAUAGCAAGCUGAAGACACGGACUCGGGCCAUCCUUGCAUUUGGGCGUUUUCGGACUCGUUUUCCUUUUGCUGUAGCCCGGUGGUUUGUCUGGGGCAAAACGCGGGUCAGCUCGCCUGCGACCCCGCGUUCCCAUAAAGGCUCCAGAAGCUCGCGCCUCCUCGACGGCCUCCCGCUAGGAUCCUUGCCGUAUCAGUCGACCCGCUCAGUUUGUAACAUAAUCUAUUAAGCAACAGGUAACUGCUUUUGAACAGUCAGUGAAUUGAACAUGAAUUUGGGGGGCAGAGGGGGCUCUUAGGAAGGUCUCAAGUCAAAACCAUAAAUACAGGAAUUUUGCUAUCAUUAUCUGGGAAGUGUUCUUAAAAAAUAUUAGUCAACGAGGCAGCAAAGCUCUGAAGAUGCAUUACCUGAUAUUUUUUUCUUUGCUGUUGUGUUUUGUAUGUAGUUAUAAAUAAUGUAGAUUUUUUGUGAUUUUUUGCCAAAGUUGUUGUUCUAUUUAUACAUUUUAAUGUCUUAAGACAGUUUUUCAAUAUCACAAAAAAAAAAAAGAAUUUUACUGCAUAUUUUGCAAAAAGAGCUCACUACCUUUAGCUUGCACAUACUUGCAAAAUUAAUUAAAGAAAAAAAAAGCUUUUUUUGUUUUGUUUUGUUUUGUUUUUUUGUUUUAAAGGGGAUUUUGUAAAAUAUCCAUAUAAAUAAUGUAUUUAUCUUUGGAAUUUGUACAUUGCUUUUUUUCCCAUCCCCAGUUUAUUUUAUUGUGUAUGUUUGCUAUGUGAAAAGUGCUGAUUUGUUUGGUCGCUCACCGUUGUAUUAGCUGUUUAAAUGUGAUUUUAAAACAUUUCAUUUCUAGGUUUUUUUGGGGUUUUUUUUUAGUAUUGUUUUAAAACCAUGCUUCCAUUUUUUUAUUUCCACCCAAAAGCCAUUGUCUAUUUUUGUAUUAUUUGUAAGUUAAGAAGUUUUUUCCAAUAUACGGCAAAAAGUAGCAUAUUAUUCUUGUAGCAUUUAGUUAUGUAGAUUUUAAAAAUGUAUCCUUUGCUUUUGAGGCUUAACAAAAACUAAUGCUGUUUUACUCUUAAUAUGCAUGGGAUCUCUCCUCUUUGGAGUGACGCAUUUUUGUGCAUUAAAUAUGGGGAGAAACUUCAUAAAACUCAAUGAAAAUACUUUCUUUCUUAAGUCUGCUUGUAUAUUUCUCUGUCUUUCACAUAAAUAUAAACCAGCAGAUUGGAUGCCUUAACAAUGCAAAUCAUAUUCAUUUCACUUGUACAUUGUACUGUGCACCAGAACUGUCAGCCAUCACUAACAUUCUAAGAAAAAAAGGAUUUGAAAAGCACAAAAGAACUGUUUUGUUACCUUAAGACAAUAUAACUUUUUUCUAGUCGAGCAAGAAAUCAUUUACAACGAUGCUGCAACUGUGCAUGCUUCCUGUAUGAAUUUUGCAAUGGUUUUCACUAGAAUGUCACAGUGUGAUCUUUUUUCGGGGAAGGGAAGAAAACAACUUUUCUUUUUUCGUGGCGAGAAAAUUAAAGGGGAAAAACAAAACAAAACUGGAAAAAUGUGAGAGACAUCAGUGUAUUGCUUCUCUGUAUUCCAAACAGUUAUUCUAAUUCACAUAGUAAGCAACCGCACGGCAAUGUAAUCAAAUUUAAAGCCAUAUUUUGUCCAGUGACGCCCUUGAUUGCUCUGGUAGGAUCCAUUCUAAGUUGUAGCUGUUUAGACACCCACGUUAGCCAUCCACAUUCGUAGCCCUUUACUUCAAAGUCCAAAGAUCCUUUGACAAUGUGUAUAAUUUGUUUUGUCGCAGCUAUUUAUAGUGAUCUGAUAAAAGGGAAUUUAUAAAAAAAAAAAAUCCCCCUGCAAAAGGCCCUCGAUCUUUUACAAAGUAAAAGAUGCCGCUCUUUACAGAAUAUGGCUUUAAGUGGAAACGUUCAAGAUUUCAGUUUUAAAAGGUGAAGCUUCACAAUGACUGGAGUGCAUAAACUAGACCUAUUUCCUCACAGUUGUACUAGGAUGCAGCUAAAAUGAAGUCAUCUCUGAAACUGCUAACCUUUCACCUUCUUAUCUAAAUCUUUUUGAAUAGACACACACACUGUACAGUUCUAUUGUUAGAGAAACUAACUACUGUAGAGAUUGUUAUAAUUUUUUUGCAGAAAUUCAAGCUGUAAAAACUUUUCAACUUUCACAAUAUUUAAUUAAAGUUACUUCCUGUCUGUGAAUACA